Messenger RNA from Glossina fuscipes, 684 nucleotides. RefSeq lists its product as uncharacterized. The coding region runs from base 1 to 684 and encodes 227 amino acids. The transcript has 4 exons. The record is from RefSeq and is a predicted model, not a curated record. Lineage: Eukaryota; Metazoa; Arthropoda; Insecta; Diptera; Glossinidae.
AUGCGAACAAUAACUGUGGAAAGCGCAAUUAACAUAAAAAGUACUUACAGACGUCAGCUACGGUCAUUAGUUUUUCCUCCCACAGCACCCACCCGAGUACAGUUUAUCGGUGGAAUUGGUUUGCCAGCCGUUAACUUACAUUUAGGAUCUGUAACAUCUGGCUAUGUGUUGAAAGCUGAAUAUUUCUUACCUGAGCGUGCUGAACAUUUUCAUCAAAAUAUUAAACCAUUACGUAUACAUGGACGCAGUAUAAAUCAUCGAAUCAGACAAAUAGCUAACAAUACGGCCGAACAUAAAAACGUUUACAAUGUUUUGCAUGCAGGUGAUAAUUAUAAAAAUCAAUAUAAACAGAAUGUGUUUACUCAUCGUUGGUUACUGUAUGCAGCAAUUGAAAUGAUUUUAGAACGAUGGUCGUUAAACGGACGCAUAUGUUUUUUACGUAGCAUUUGCGAGUACGCUGCUGAACCUAUUGACGAUGAAAGCGGCGAUUUGCUAUCACAACUUUUGCAUAUCAUCCUAACACCUUCAAUGACGCGCCGCAAUGAUGCAAUUUCUCCAGUCGCGUUUAUUUACUUGAAUGCUGAAACUCUGGGGCGAAGAGGUGGACGCUGUGAAGAAAUUUAUGAUAAAUGCAAAAUUUCAUUAAUAGAUACGAUAUCAGUUAUAUUUAACCAUGAUGGUUAA